AUGAAGUUCGGAUACUCAGUGAUAUCUGCUUCUAUGCUCGGUCUUUUUGCAACAGUCUUUGCUGGAAGCGUUUAUAGAUGCCCAAGUACUAAAGAGAUUCCCGAAGAAACCGCCAACACCGCCGUCAGAAACGAACUAGCUAGAGCGGAUAAUGGCAAAAAUUUAAAAAUAAUUUUUGAUAAUAUUGCCGUUAUGAGACUUUUGAAAUACUCGCUUGAUGACGUUAACUUUAAAAUUAUGGCAUAUAUCAACACACAAGACGGAACAUUCCGAGUAUUUGAGGAGAGAAGUAGACCUCAAAGCAUUGAAAUAUGCAGACUAGUGGUAAGGUAA
Blumeria graminis f. sp. triticale is the source of this 333-nucleotide messenger RNA. Lineage: Eukaryota; Fungi; Ascomycota; Leotiomycetes; Helotiales; Erysiphaceae. The record is from the annotation of a GenBank genome assembly.